Leucoraja erinaceus (little skate) is the source of this 5887-nucleotide messenger RNA. RefSeq names its product voltage-dependent L-type calcium channel subunit alpha-1S-like. Gene Ontology annotation, cellular component: membrane; voltage-gated calcium channel complex. The transcript is spliced from 43 exons. NCBI's taxonomy places the organism in Eukaryota, Metazoa, Chordata, Chondrichthyes, Rajiformes, Rajidae. Gene Ontology annotation, molecular function: high voltage-gated calcium channel activity. Gene Ontology annotation, biological process: calcium ion import across plasma membrane. The record is from RefSeq and is a predicted model, not a curated record. The coding region runs from base 142 to 5544 and encodes 1800 amino acids.
GGAUCAGGCCCAUCGGACACGGCUUUGCUCUAAUUUUAACUGUUGGUAUUUCUGGGCGGUCGAGAGCCGAGGUCAGCACAUCGCGCUGGCAGAGCGAGUCCCAGAGCCCGGGGAGUACAGGCGGCGUGGGGGAGACCCAUCAUGGAGACGAAGCCGGAGGCGGACGGGGAUGUGGCGCAGAAGAAACGACUGGACAGUAAGAAGGGCAAGAAGCCGGUGUUCGUCGGACCGCCGAGACCCGCCAGGUCCCUGUUGUGCCUGAGCCUCAAAAAUCCGCUUCGCAAAUUCUGCACCAGUAUCGUGGAAUGGAAACCGUUCGAAAUUAUCAUCCUCAUUACCAUCUUCGCCAAUUGUGUGGCCCUCGCUGUGUUCCAGCCUCUUCCAGAAGAUGACACCAAUUUGUUGAAUUUCAAGUUGGAAAAGAUCGAGUAUAUCUUUCUGAUAGUAUUCACAAUCGAAGCAUUUCUGAAAAUUAUUGUUUAUGGAUUUCUGUUUCACCCGGAUGCCUAUCUACGGAAUUUCUGGAAUGUUUUGGAUUUUGUCAUCGUCUUUGUUGGCCUGUUCACUGUGAUCUUGGAGCACCUCAGCCCAUCAGCCAAGAAUGCAGGGUUCGAUGUGAAGGCCCUUCGAGCAUUCCGAGUUUUGAGGCCACUGCGCCUGGUGUCGGGUGUUCCCAGUUUACAGGUGGUGCUGAACUCGAUCAUCAAGGCCAUGGUCCCACUGCUCCACAUUGCGCUGCUUGUCCUCUUCAUGAUUAUCAUCUAUGCCAUCAUCGGACUGGAACUGUUCAUGGGAAAAAUGCACAAGACGUGUUUCUUCGACGGAACAGAUAUCAUAAUGGAGGACGUGCCUGCCCCCUGUGCACAUGCGGGCAAUGGCCGACACUGUGACAUGAAUGGAACAGAGUGCAGGUCGGGCUGGCCUGGGCCCAACAAUGGCAUCACCCACUUUGAUAACUUCGGCUUUGCGAUGCUAACCGUAUAUCAGUGUAUCACCAUGGAGGGCUGGACUGAUGUUUUGUACUGGGUUAAUGAUGCCAUUGGUAAUGAGUGGCCCUGGAUCUACUUUGUCAGUCUUAUCCUGUUGGGAUCAUUCUUUGUGCUCAAUCUGGUCCUUGGUGUUCUGAGUGGGGAGUUCUCCAGGGAGAGAGAGAAAGCCAAGUCCCGAGGAGACUUCCAGAAGUUCAGGGAGAAGCAGCAGCUAGAUGAAGAUCUGAAAGGAUACCUUGACUGGAUCACACAUGCUGAGGAUAUUGACGUGGACCAUGUCAGGCAUCGGGAAGGAAUAUUGGCAUCGGAUGAAAUUGGCUCCCUGGGCUCUGAGGAACUACUCAAGAUGGAGGGAAUGAGUCUGCUCUCACGUAUCAUCUGGCGAUGUCAACGGUGCAACCCAAUGUUCAGGAGGAAAUGCAGAGAGCUGGUGAAAUCCAACUUCUUCUACUGGUUGGUGAUAUUCCUGGUUUUCCUCAACACACUAAUGAUAUCUUUAGAGCAUCACCUUCAGGCCGAAUCGCUGACUCGUGUUCAAGACAUUGCCAACAAUGUGCUCUUGUCCUUGUUCACGGUGGAGAUGAUCUUGAAGAUCUACAGCCUGGGCCUGCAGGCCUACUUUGUCUCUCUCUUUAACAGGUUUGACUGCUUUGUGGUAUGUGGAGGGAUCGUGGAGACGAUCCUGGUGGAGGUGCAAGUAAUGUCUCCGCUGGGAGUUUCCGUUCUCCGUUGUAUCCGACUCUUGAGGAUCUUCAAAAUCACCAGAUAUUGGACCUCAUUGAGCAACCUUGUGGCAUCGUUGUUGAACUCUGUCCGGUCCAUUGCAUCCUUGCUUCUCCUUCUCUUCCUCUUCAUCAUUAUCUUUUCCUUGCUUGGAAUGCAGCUGUUUGGUGGAAAGUAUAACUUUGAAGACAUGCACGUACGAAGGAGUACCUUCGAUAAUUUCCCACAGGCCCUUCUGAGCGUCUUCCAGAUACUUACUGGUGAGGAUUGGAAUUCUGUCAUGAAUGAUGGCAUCAUGGCGUACGGAGGCCCCUCCUUCCCUGGAGUGCUCGUCUGCAUAUACUUCAUCAUCUUGUUUGUCUGUGGAAAUUACAUCUUGUUGAAUGUUUUCCUGGCCAUUGCAGUGGACAAUCUGGCAGAGGCGGAAAGUUUGACAUCAGCUCAGAAGGAAGCUGCUGAGGAGAAGAAAAGGAGAAAACUGGAGAGAGCUGCCCACCCCGGCCUAACGGAAGAGGAAAAGCUGCUUUUGAAAAAACUUGAGCUGGCAAAACUCAAGGCUGAAGGAAUUCCCACCACUGCCAAGCUUAAAGUGGAUGAAUUUGAAGCCAACGUCAAUGAAGUCAAAGAUCCGUAUCCUUCUGCUGACUUUCCAGGUGACGAUGAGGAGGAGGAGCCAGAAUUCCCACUGAGUCCACGCCCUCGACCUCUAUCUGAGCUGCAACUAAAAGAGAAGGCAGUCCCCAUGCCCAAUGCCAGCGCCUUCUUCAUCUUUAGUCCUGAAAACAUAUUACGUAAACUGUGCCACAGAAUUAUCAAUGCCACCACCUUUACCAACUUCAUCCUGCUCUUCAUUCUGCUUAGCAGUAUUUCACUGGCCGCAGAAGACCCAAUUCGAACAGAUUCCUUUCGCAACCAGAUCCUUUCCUAUUUUGAUAUUGGUUUUACUGCUAUCUUCACCAUUGAGAUUGUUCUGAAGAUGACAACCUUUGGUGCUUUUCUCCACAAAGGCUCCUUUUGCCGGAAUUAUUUCAACAUCCUCGAUCUGCUGGUGGUCAGUGUUUCUCUCAUCUCCUUUGGAAUUCAGUCAAGUGCUAUCUCUGUGGUAAAGAUUCUUCGAGUCCUCAGAGUCCUCAGACCUCUGAGAGCAAUUAAUAGAGCAAAGGGAUUAAAGCAUGUGGUGCAAUGUGUCUUUGUGGCAAUCAAGACUAUCGGGAACAUCGUGAUCGUCACCACUCUCUUGCAGUUCGUGUUUGCCUGCCUUGGAGUCCAGCUUUUUAAGGGAAAAUUUUACAGGUGCACUGAUCUGACCAAAAUGACAGAGGAAGAAUGCAAAGGACAGUUCAUUGUCCAUGACGACUCGGGCCAUCUUAGGGUGGAGGAGCGAAUAUGGUUUAACAGCGACUUCAAUUUUGACAAUGUCCUGUCGGCAAUGCUGGCUCUCUUCACAGUCUCCACCUUCGAGGGUUGGCCCCAGUUACUUUAUAAGGCUAUCGACUCGCACACUGAAGACAUGGGUCCCAUCUACAACUACCGAGUGGGGAUCUCCAUCUUCUUCAUCAUCUACAUUAUCCUCAUCGCCUUUUUCAUGAUGAACAUCUUUGUCGGGUUUGUGAUAGUCACCUUCCAGGAACAGGGAGAGACUGAGUACAAGAAUUGUGAGCUGGAUAAAAACCAGCGCCAGUGUGUUCAAUACGCACUGAAGGCCCGGCCUCUGAUGAGGUACAUUCCUAAGAACCCUUACCAGUACAGGGUGUGGUAUGUGGUGACAUCCUCCUACUUUGAGUACCUCAUGUUUGCUCUCAUCCUCCUCAACACCAUUUGUCUCGGGAUGCAGCACUACGAGCAGUCGGAGGAGAUGAACCAGCUGUCUGACAUGCUAAAUGUGGUCUUCACUGGGCUCUUCGCUUUGGAAAUGGUUUUCAAACUCUGCGCUUUCAAAGCCAAGGGUUACUUUGGAGAUCCGUGGAAUGUGUUCGACUUCCUGAUUGUCAUUGGAAGUAUCAUUGACGUUAUUCUCAGCGAAGUAGAUAUAGCUCUUGCUUCCAGCGGCGGUCUCUACUGCCUGAGCUCCGGAUGCAGCUCCAGUGAGUCAGAGGACAGCUCCCGAAUCUCCAUCUCCUUCUUCCGUCUGUUCCGUGUGAUGCGCCUAGUCAAAUUGUUGAGCAGAGGAGAGGGUGUUCGAACCCUUCUGUGGACGUUCAUCAAGUCCUUCCAGGCUCUUCCCUACGUGGCACUUCUCAUUGUGAUGUUGUUCUUCAUUUAUGCGGUCAUUGGAAUGCAGGUCUUUGGCAAGAUUGCCAACGUGGAUGGGGCACAGAUCAAUCGCAACAACAAUUUCCAGACCUUCCCCCAAGCCGUGCUCUUGCUCUUCAGGUGUGCCACAGGGGAAGCCUGGCAAGAGAUCAUGCUGGCAUGUCAGCCUGGCAAGCUGUGUGACCCCGAGUCUGACUUCCAGCCUGGGGAGGAGUACACCUGCGGAACCAACUUUGCAGUCUUCUACUUCAUGAGCUUCUACAUGCUGUGCGCCUUCCUGAUCAUAAACUUGUUUGUGGCUGUCAUUAUGGACAAUUUUGAUUAUCUGACACGAGAUUGGUCCAUUCUGGGCCCUCAUCAUCUUGACGAAUUUAAGAGGAUAUGGGCUGAAUAUGAUCCUGAAGCAAAGGGUCGGAUCAAACACCUGGAUGUGGUGACCCUGCUUCGACGCAUCCAGCCCCCAUUGGGAUUUGGCAAGUUUUGCCCCCACCGUGUGGCUUGUAAGAGGCUGGUUGCUAUGAACAUGCCCAUGAACAGCGAUGGUACAGUCACCUUUAACGCCACCCUCUUUGCACUCGUUCGAACAGCCCUCAAAAUCAAAACUGAAGGGAAUUUUGAACAGGCCAACGAGGAACUGAGGGCCAUUCUCAAAAAGAUCUGGAAACGCACAAGCAUGAAGCUACUUGACCAAGUGAUUCCCCCCAUUGGAGAUGACGAAGUGACCGUUGGCAAAUUCUAUGCCACAUUCCUCAUCCAGGAACACUUCAGGAAGUAUCAGAAACGCCAGGAAGAAUAUUACGGAAUUCAUCCAUCGAAAAAGAAGCAGACUGCAAAUGAAAUUGAGCUCCAGGCCGGACUGCGCAAUGCUGAAGAGGAUGUCGGUGAAGAACUCCAUCGCACAGUGUCCGGAGAGCUGCCCCUUGAUGAAGGAGAGCGGACAAUUGAGGACGGUGGCCUGGAUGAGACGAUAUACCGGAGAGCCGGAGGAUUGUUUGGAGAGCAAGCUGAUUCCUACCAAAUGGACAGAAGUGGCUCCUACCAGCAACAGAUCACAAGCCAGCGACCACUUCAAUUCAGUAAAUCCGAGGGUGCAGGAGAGGAAUCUCCACAUGGCAGGCUGACUGAUCUGCCCUUCAACACAAUCGACUUCUUCCCCUCAGCUGAGAACAAGAACAUGAAUAACUCAAACACCAAAGGCCAAAGCAGCCUUUACUACGAAGAUGAAUUACAAAAGGAAAUUGCAAAACUUGAGUUUGAUGGUGAUCUUGAUGCCAAAUUAAUGCAGGCCAGGCAGCAGUCUCCCCCAGUGUCAGGGAGGAAGACAAACUGCCCAGUGAACAAUCUUACCCCAGAGACCACAAACAAGAAAGAACAGGAAGAGCCAGGACUGGCACAACACUGCCCUGCCGACGAGGUAGAGGAAGUCCAAAGACCUCUGGAGCCGGCUGCCAACCCAACCCUUGUGGUCAUGAUGGUGGAGCAGCUUCCGCUGGGAACCCCAGCAACGAGUGUGCAGAGAAUUCGACCUGCAGCCACAGAUAUUGAUGGCAACUACUCAACUAUGCUGCCAAAACUUUGAAGCUAAACCUUGGUCUGCAGAGGAGACAGGGAGACCCUCAAGAACAAGGCCUGCUUCCUGUUUGGUUUAUUUUAUGUGUAUGUGGAAAGGGUGAGAGUUGUGAGGGAACGUAAGAGAUUUCAGUCGGUUGCUGAUGGAGCAAGAAUGCAGGCCGUUAAAGAGGGCUCUGGGAGAAGAGGAGAUGUCAGGGAAGCUACAUUGUUACUGUGACUCUGACUCGGUUUGUUCAGGUCUUGAGGCUUGUCCUGAUCUUGUAAUUACGCUGUGUUUCUAUUCAAUUGUUACGGCUUUGUAUUAUUUCAUUGGUAUUCAUGGUGCUCAUUAAAUACUUUAUGGUCGACAA